Messenger RNA from Vigna radiata var. radiata (mung bean), 1335 nucleotides. RefSeq names its product bidirectional sugar transporter N3-like. Gene Ontology annotation, molecular function: sugar transmembrane transporter activity. The coding region runs from base 154 to 1002 and encodes 282 amino acids. Gene Ontology annotation, biological process: carbohydrate transport. The transcript is spliced from 6 exons. Lineage: Eukaryota; Viridiplantae; Streptophyta; Magnoliopsida; Fabales; Fabaceae. The record is from RefSeq and is a predicted model, not a curated record. Gene Ontology annotation, cellular component: membrane.
AUAAUACCAAUUUCCACGCCUUUUUUUUUUCUUAUUUUUUCACUUGUUUAUAAAUAACUGGAGUUGCAACAACACAUCCUCAUUACCAAACCUGCACCAGAUUGAGAAGAGGGUUGCUUUGGGAUAAACCCUCACAACACCUCCAAUCAUAUCAUGGCCAUCUUGGGUAGUCAUAAUCCUCUCGCAGCCACUUUUGGCAUAUUUGGAAACAUCAUUUCCUGUAUGGUAUACCUGGCUCCGGCGCGAACAUUUUGGAAAAUCUACAAAAAGAAAUCCACCCAAAGUUUCCAAUGUCUACCUUACUUGGUGGCAUUAUUCAGCUCUUCACUUUGGUUGUACUAUGCAUCAUUCAACAUCAGACAUGCCUUUUUGCUUGUCUCGAUAAACUCCUUUGGAUGUGUGAUAGAGAUCAUCUACAUUGUCAUCUUCAUAAAGUAUGCGGAUAAGCAUGCCAAGAAAUUAACCAUUAAGCUACUUGGUGCAAUGAACUUUGGGUCCUUGGCCUUGAUCGUUUUGGUGACGCGUUUCGCCAUCGAUGAGUCCUAUCAAGUGAAAGUCCUCGGAUGGAUUUGUGACGUGGUUUCAGUGAUUGUAUUUGCAGCACCUCUUAGUGUAGUGUUACAAGUUAUAAGAACGAAGAGUGUACAAUUUAUGCCCUUCUGUUUGUCAUUUUCCCUCUUACUGAAUGCCAUAAUGUGGCUUGCUUAUGGUUUCUUUAACAAGGACAUGUGCGUUGCCCUGCCAAAUGUGGGGGGUCUAGCACUGGGACUGCUUCAGAUGUUGCUACAUGCCAUUUACAGGAAUCGUGGUGCGAAGGAGAACGUAACGACAGACGGUGCAGUGACAACCUUUGUGGUGGUCGUCAAUCCAUUGGGGUCUCCAGAAGUGUUCUCAACAGCAGUGAAAGAUGAACUAUCACUGGAAAAUAAUAAUAAUAAUAAUAAAGGUGGAGAGGACGAUGCACAAGGGAAAACCGUGGAAGCCAACGAUUGCCCUCUGUGAUACGUAUAAAGAACCUAUUAUUCUCUGAAUCAUUCUAUCAUCAUCUUUAUAACCUUAAUAUCAAUCAAGAUAUGCUUCAGCUUUACUGAUUAACUCAUUUUUACUUCCUUUUUCUCGAUGCUUCCAUUGCUUUUACGGGUUAAAGGACAACUAACAGCAGCAAUCAAAGAUGUUAUUACAAACAUCACGAAAUUAAGAAAGAAAAUCAUUAGUUAAUAUGAUCCACGCAGCUUUUUGAGAUGACUUUUCUUAGUUAAGCUUCAAAAUCAUUGACGAAAAUCCAACUUCAAAACAAAUGAGCCUCGAGAUGGGUUUAUAUGCAAAAUUAAAGGA